AUGACAGAAAGUGAUUCAAUUUCGCUUGUUGUUUUAUCUCAUGGACUUUGGGGAAACAAGGGACAUAUGGACUAUAUCAAGAAUCAGCUUAUUCAAAGAUAUAAGAAUACAAUUUAUGUGUUGAAUAUGGAUAUCAAUGAAUCCAAAUUUACAUAUGAUGGGAUUGAUGUCUGUGGUGAAAGAGCUGCUAUACAAAUUCAAAAAACAAUUAAGCGACUAAACAAUGCAAACAAAAAAGUAGUAAAGAUAAGCAUGAUCGGAUACUCACUAGGAGGCUUAAUAUUGAGAUAUGCAAUUGGAGUUUUGGGAGAAAAAGGUGUAUUUGAAGAUAUUAUUCCUGAUUAUUUUAUUACAUUUGCUACACCACACAUGGGUGUUCGAUUGCCAGAUAAAGGCUUUUUUUCAAAGAUAUUCAAUUUUACUACUGGUAGAUUUAUUUCUCGCUCUGGAGAACAGCUUCAGCUGAGAGAUAAAUUUGGCAAGAAGGAGAAACCUCUGAUCCAAACAUUAUCUGAUCCAGGUAUUCAUAAUAGUCUUGUGAAAAAUACACACAUUAACUCCUGCGUUCACCAUAGAUGA
This is a messenger RNA of Rhizopus microsporus ATCC 52813, 579 nucleotides long. Its product is annotated as DUF676-domain-containing protein. The transcript has 4 exons. Gene Ontology annotation, molecular function: monoacylglycerol lipase activity. The coding region runs from base 1 to 579 and encodes 192 amino acids. NCBI's taxonomy places the organism in Eukaryota, Fungi, Mucoromycota, Mucoromycetes, Mucorales, Rhizopodaceae. The record is from RefSeq and is a predicted model, not a curated record.